Carcharodon carcharias (great white shark) is the source of this 9642-nucleotide messenger RNA. RefSeq names its product phosphatidylinositol-3,4,5-trisphosphate-dependent Rac exchange factor 1 (gene prex1). The transcript is spliced from 40 exons. Gene Ontology annotation, biological process: intracellular signal transduction. Gene Ontology annotation, molecular function: guanyl-nucleotide exchange factor activity; protein binding. The coding region runs from base 423 to 5372 and encodes 1649 amino acids. Lineage: Eukaryota; Metazoa; Chordata; Chondrichthyes; Lamniformes; Lamnidae. The record is from RefSeq and is a predicted model, not a curated record.
GCAAUUUGUAGCCCGUCACUUACACCCUUAUUUUUUGGGCUUGUGACUUUUUUUUCUGCAGCUGAAAUCAAGUUCGGCGGAAGUUUAAGGACAAACAUGCAAUCAUAACUCAACAGUUUCAUGUUGAAAAGUGACUUCUAACGGAGUGCAGUGGGGACUUCUCAGAGCAGCAGCGGAACGGAGCACUGCUCCCUUGUAAUCUUUUGUGGUGUUUUUGAACAGAACUGAAUAGGCAAGCCAGCUCCAUCAACCAAGUAUUUUCCAUAUGGUCAAAACAACAUUACAAAAUGAGAGGGGGCCCGAACCAAACUGAUUCCGAAGUGUUUUAAAGAAGCCGCCAGUUGUGGAACGGUAGAAAUCUACAUACCCGUCUUUUCUCCACCCCCCUGAACAGACUUGUUUACUUUAAGUAGCACAGGAACAUGGAUGAAGAAAGUCACCAAGAAAAUGGAGUGGAGAGUGGAAAGGACACGGAUCGGCAGCUUCGUUUACGAGUUUGUGUGAUGAAUGAGAUUUUAAAAACGGAGAGGGACUACGUGGGGUCCUUGAAAUUUCUUAAGUCUUCAUUCCUGCAUAGAAAUCAUCAGAAUGAUGGAGACAAGUCAGAAAAGCAAAUUACUGAAGAACAUCUCAAGAUUUUGUUUUCUAACAUUGAAGAGAUACUUGAUGUGCAUAUGCUGUUCUUGGCAGCUCUUGAGGGUCGCUUACAACCAGAGCCACAACCUCAGCAUGAACUUGGAAAUACCUUCCUUCAGUUUAAAGACCGAUUUUGUGUCUAUCAAGAAUAUUGUAGCAACCACGAAAAAGCCUUGAGACUUCUAAUGGAAUUGAACAAAAUACCUGAAGUGCGGGCAAUGCUUUUGAACUGUAUGGUACUGGGAGGAAUGAAGACAACAGAUAUUCCAUUGGAAGGCUAUUUGUUAACCCCAAUACAGAGAAUAUGCAAGUAUCCACUACUACUAAAGGAGUUGCUAAAACGGACCCCCAAAAAGCACAACGAUAACUCAGCAGUGGAAAAAGCCUUACAAGCAAUGAAAGCUGUGUGCACGAAUAUUAAUGAAACCAAGAGGCAGAUGGAGAAACUGGAAGCUUUAGAACAUUUACAGUCUUCAAUUGAAGGAUGGGAGGGUUCAAAUUUGACAGAUAUAUGCACUGAGCUGCUGCAACAAGGACCUUUGUUAAAGAUCUCAGCUGGAAAUAUUCAGGAACGAGUGUUCUUCUUGUUUGAUAAUUUGCUGGUGUACUGCAAAAGGAAGUCUAGGGUUGCUGGUAAGAAGUCAACCAAGCGCACCAAGUCGAUAAAUGGAGCGCAGUACAUUUUCCGUGGAAGAAUUAACACUGAGGUGAUGGAAGUAGAGAAUGUUGAAGAUGGAACAGCUGAUUACCAUAGCAACGGCUAUACUGUGACAAAUGGUUGGAAGAUCCACAACACAGCUAAAAAUAAAUGGUUUGUCUUAAUGGCCAAAACUGCUGAAGAGAAACAGAAAUGGCUGGAUGCAAUUCUGAAAGAACGGGAGCAGAGGGAGAGUCUCAAGUUAGGCAUGGAGCGUGAUGCAUAUGUCAUGAUCUCGGAGAAGGGAGAGAAACUCUAUCACAUGAUGAUGAGCAAGAAAGGAAAUCUUAUAAAGGACCGGAGGAGAAAGCUGUCUAUUGUCCCAAAGUGCUUUUUUGGCAAUGAGUUUGUUUCUUGGUUGAUGGAAAUCGGAGAGAUCAGUAAAGCCGAGGAAGGCGUGAAUCUGGGUCAGGCAUUGCUUGAGAAUGGCAUCAUUCAUCAUGUUUCUGACAAGCACCAUUUCAAAAAUGAGUUGGUACUCUACAGGUUUCGGUAUGAUGAUGGAACCUACAAACCUAGAAGUGAGAUGGAAGAUAUCAUGUCUAAGGGUGUGAGACUGUACUGUCGAUUGCACUGCCUCUUCACUCCUGUGGUCAAAGACCGAGAUCACCACCUGAAAACCUACAGAUCUGUGGUGCCAGCAAGCAAGUUAAUAGAUUGGCUGCUCAUGCAGGGCGACUGCCAGACCAGAGAGGAAGCGGUCACACUCGGCGUUGGACUGUGUAAUAAUGGCUUCAUGCACCAUGUGCUGGAGAAAAGUGAAUUCAAGGAUGAAUCCCAAUUUUUUCGCUUUUAUGCUGAUGAAGAAAUGGAAGGGACCAGCUCCAAAAACAAACAGCUGCGGAAUGACUUCAGAUUGGUUGAAAACAUCCUUGUUAAAUCUCUUCUGAUUUUCCCCGAAGAAGAGAGCUACGGAUUUGAAAUUGAGGAGAAAAAUAAGACCAUUGUGGUGAAAUCUGUACAAGGUGGCUCUUCUGCCGAGGUGGCAGGUCUUCAGGUUGGAAGGAAGAUUUACUCCAUCAAUGAGGAUUUGGUUUUUCUUCGACCACUUCUGGAAGUGGAGACAAUUUUAAAUCAAUUCCAUUGCAGUCGGAAGCCACUGAGGGUGCUGAUUGCAACAAAACCCAAAGAGAUAAUCAAGGUUCCCGACUCUUUGGAAGGACUGAACUUCCAGAUACGUGGAGCUGCCCCACCAUUUGUUCAUGCAGUUCUGAAAGGGUCUGGGGCUGCAGCAGCUGGACUUCUCCCUGGCCAGUGUAUUCUGAAAGUAAAUGGGAAUAAUGUCAGCAAAGAGAACUACACUGAAGUACUUGAACACUUUAGUGCAUACAGAAAUAAUCCACAGCAUCUCCUGCAAACAAAUUCCAGUCAGUGGAUAUACAGGACUGUUGAUGAUGUCGAUGAGACAAAACAAAGUAAACUCAACACAGAUUGUCUUUGCAGCAUUUCUGAUCUAUCAAUGCAUGAUAAGCUGUUAGAUGUUUCAGCCAGUCAAACAAAAGCAUUUGAUCAUAUCAAUGAGAGCAAACAAGAGGCAGAUCUGCAGUUGAACACAGAUGGGGUGACUUCUCAUAUCAAGAUGACUGUGGAUAAUGUACAUUUGGAGCAUGGUGUCGUCUAUGAGUAUGUCAGUACAGCAGGGAUAAAAUGUCAUGUCAAGGAAAAAAUGGUGGAGCCUAAAGGUUGUUUCAAUUUAACGGCAAAGAUUUUAGAAGCCUUAGCAGCAGAUGACUGUCAGUUUAUAAAGAACUGCAGAGGAUUGAUAUCUUCUAGGAAUUCCCUUAUCUUUAAGUCUCAGUUUGAAUUUCGACAUCUGUGUGAGACCAAGCUCGGCAUCAUUGGCAAGCGAAUUGCUAACUAUUCCAAGUUUGCCCAGGAGUUGAAAAACCGAGCAUGGCCCUCCUUCAAGCAAGCUUCGACCAAAUUGCACCUGUUAAAUAGCACUGAUUUCUGUCCAACCAACUGUCAUGUUAAUGUAAUUGAAGUAUCCUGUCCGAAAAGCACUACCUCUCUGGGAAGAUCUUUCAGCAUACGCUUUGGUCGAAAAAAUUCUUUUCUUGGCCUGGAGCAAGAUCAAGGUAUUAUAAAUCCUAUGAACUACACUCGGCAUAGCAUCACCACCAUGGCAGCACCCCAGUGGAAGUGUUUAAUUAUGGGAGAGGAAGAAACGGACCAGCAGCUGGAUCCAGAAGAGUUGGUAAAUCAACAAAAUGGAGAGGUGACCCAAGAAAGUGGAGGCUUGAGCUUUCUAUUAAAGCAGGAAGAUAUGGAGAUUCAGGACUCUUUCUUCCAGCUUUUUAUUAAACUGGAGAUUUCUUCGAAGGAAAUGAAGCAAUAUGUAAUGCAAAUAAAUGUCCUGCUGUCCUCAAUAACUGAGCCUGCCCAGUCUGAGACUUCAGAGCACACUUCAUCAGACCUCGCACUUGCCCCAUCUGUUCUGAUGGAAGAGAAUGAUAUCGACAGAGCAGAGCACUGUGGAACAAAGCGAGUCUGCUUUGUGGUCAAUGAAGAAGAGCAGGAUGAUUCAGGACAUGAUACAACAAGUUAUAGGGAUUCUUAUAGUGAAUGUAAUAGCAACCGAGACUCAGUGCUGUCCUAUACCAGUGACCGCAGCAGGAGUUCCUAUCUGGGCAGUGAUGAAAUGGGAUCAGGUGAUGAACUGCCAUGUGACAUGAGAAUUCCUCUUGAUAAACAAGACAAAUUGCAUGGCUGCCUCGAGCAUCUUUUUAAUCAGGUGGAUUCCAUUGACGCACUCCUCAAGGGGUCGGUUAUGACCAAAGCUUUUGAAGAGACAAAUGGCAUUAGUACGGAAUACAACAUACAAGAAUUUCGACAGAAAGUUGACCGAAACAUAAAAUAUCGAAGUAUAAUCCAAUCAAAUGUGCAGGAAGACCCCUGGAACUUGCCAUGUUCAAUCAAUGCCUUGGUGGACAAUGUACAGGAAUAUGUCGAAGAUGGGAAAAAUCAAUUGCUUUUAGCUCUACUUCAUUGCACAGACCUGGAGAUACAAUUACGCCGAGAUGUCCUCUUUUGUCAAAGCCUUGUAGCGGCCAUCUGUACUUUCUCUGAGCAGUUGUUGGCUGCUUUGAACCACCGGUAUAACAAUAAUGGAGAAUAUGAAGAGGAGAGCAAAGAGGCCAGCAAGAAAUGGCUUGAGCAGAUAGCUGUUACUGGCGUACUUCUCAACUUUCAGUCGCUGCUUUCUCCAAACGUGAAAGAUGAGCGCAUCAUGCUGGAAGACACCAAGGUCGCUUUGUCCGAUCUGGAUAAUGUAACAUUCUAUUUCAGGCAGCUGGAACAUGAAUACCCAGUAGCAAACAACUCUAUCACUUAUCAUAUAGAUGGAAGUCGGCAAGCACUGAAAGUUAUCUUUUACCUCGAAAGUCAUAAUUUUGCAGAGUUGCCUCCUAAGUUUCAGAAUGGUGGAAGUUUAAAGCUACACACCGUUCUGUUCACCCAAGCUCUUGAGAGCCAGUGUUCUCCAGAAAAUGUGUCAGUAGAAGAAUUUCAACAACAGAUCAAUUCUGCCUCUCUUGAAAAAGUGAAGUAUUAUUAUCGAAAACUCAGGGCUUUCUAUCUAGAAAGAUCUAAUUUGCCUUCUGAUUCUUCUACAACAGCUGUAAAGAUAAACCAGCUGUUACGUCCCCUCAACGCUUUGGAGGAGCUUCGACGACUAAUGGAGUUGUAUAUCAGCCCAAAGCAUUCAACGUCCACAGCGAGCUCAAGUAGUCCCGCUUCUGGAAUUGCAACCUUGCCGAUAUCUUCUGAGCUCUGCAACAGGCUUGGAGCUUGCCAGAUUGUUAUGUGCAGCACUGGUAUACAAAGGAGUACUUUAAGUGUAACCCUGGAACAAGCAGUUAUUUUGGCUCGUAGUCAUGGACUCUUACCUAGAUGUAUCAUGCAGGCCACGGACAUUAUGAGAAAACAGGGUGCAAGGGUUGAGAACUCAGCCAAAAAUUUAAAAGUAAUGGAUCAGAUGCCACAAUCUGUACCAAGACUAUACCGGCUCUGUCAACCACCUUCCGAUGGAGACAUAUGAAAGAUGCUUCAAUGUAAAGGCUGUCCGAAACUUUCCAGAGAGCAAGAGCUGCGAGACAUUGUACAAUUUUAUGAUGUCUGUGUUUUGUUACAGUCGAACUGUGAGGUGUCUGUGUAUGCACAGCAAUACAGUGGCAGUUGUAGCACAGGAGCAGAGCUGCUCUGUUGCCCAUAUUUCCAUUAAUAGCACAGUGAUAGUUGACUGUCCCAACCUGUGUCAGCUUCUGGAUAUAUUGUUAUAUCAACCUAUAAAACAGCUACAAAAUUAAGAACUUGAGGUAUGCACAUGCCUAGUCAUGCAUGGAAUUUUUAGAUCUCUUUGACUGGUUUGUGCCACUGUAGUGAUGGGUUUGAGCACGUUUUCUCAGCAUUGGAAUUCUUCUGAUUUACAUAUGCAUCUCAAGUUAAUGACUAUGCAUGGACCUUGUUUUCAGAUACUAACUGCCUGACUGAAGUAGAAGUAAGAUGCUAUGCAAUUAGGUUGUUGAGUUAGCAGAGAAGCUGCAGCUGUUUCUUUUAUUAAGUACCCAUUGCAUGAUGUACUCUUGAGACCAUCUACGGUACUGUACACGCAGCUAUUAUAUGUUGUGUAACUACAGAAGGCUCUCAAUCCUUCUGCUUUACCAGAGCUCCUGAUAUAUCCUGUACUGUUAAUGAUUCAUUUUUUAAGAACAAACCGUGUAAAAUUCUCUUGAUUAUAAUGCCCCCUAUGGUAUUAUGCUUUUUGUGUUGCUUCUAAGACAGCUUGAAUGUGGUCUACUGAAAUUGUCCAGAUUGUGUUUGUUCUUCUGUUGAAUCAAUAGUUCAAUUUUCCAUUUACUUUCCAAAACCAGCUAUGAGCAGCACAAACUGAGUUCAAAUGCAAAAUGAAAACUAAUCUGUUGGCCUUUUAGGAUAGAAUUACGUUAAUCUAAACCACCUCAAAUUUGUCCAAGCUCCUCAAUGUUUUAUAAAUUCUGCCUGAAUCUUGCAGAGUCCUACAUAAAAGCCUUCAAAUUUUGUCAGUAAAUGUUGCUAUUCCUGACCGUUAUAUACCUGUUGGAACCAGUUUCAUUGUCAUGGCUGACAGUAUUAGCAUCCACUUUUUUUUAUAUUGAGCAACAAUUGAUUAUUUUGUCUACAUUUUUCUUUAAACUAUUUUAUAACAAAAGAUAAAAUGGACAUUUCUUGAAGUUGCAGCCAUGAAACCUUGUGUUUACAUCCGAGUACAGUACUUAAUUCUAAAUGCUUCUGGAACAAUACCAAUUGACACAACGUGUCAACAGCUGGAUAAAUAAGGGAAGAGCUGGAGUCUAACAGACAUGUCACGAAGAAAAAGACAGACUGUAGCCCACAUUAUUUUAGCCUCAGUACAUCUCCAAGUUUUCAGUUUGAAAUUGCUGAUAUUAAGGAUAAAAUUUGAAAGCUAUCUAAUCUAAUCUUUGUUCUGUUUUGUCACAAAUAGCAAGAGAAGAUGCUUUUGUAAGCAUUUUGGUUUUAGUAUUAACUUUAAAAAAAACUCUCUCUUUGCACAAUAGAUAAGUGUUGAAGCAGUUGUCUCAGGGCAAAAGGUUAAUUGGUUAAAUUUUGAAGCCCGUUGAUAGUGCCUUAAAGCUAGAACUAUAAGCUCCUGGAAUUCACCUUCAUUAGGUUGAAAAUUUAUUCAGUAUUAACAUAGUAAAUAUUCUAUGGUUAUAACUAUUUCCUUUUAAAUGUAAAAUAUCUUCUCUUGCAACUGUUUUAAGCGUUAUGUUGACCAUUUUACUGGCUGAGCAGAUAUCGAAUGAGUAUAGCUGUACUUAUUUGUACAUAUGUUUUAAAUUAUGAAUUCAAGUAACUUUUGGCUUAGAAUUCAGGAGGAUGAUAUAAGCAAAGUGAAGAAACUGCUUUUGAUUUAAUUCCAGUUCCGAAUUCCAUGAUUUCCAAUCUGGUCAUUUCCUGCACUGCCUGUAGUCCAGAGAACAGGUCAUUGCAUCACCCCAGUUAAUCAUCUCACACUGAAGCAGAAUAGAUUGUAAUGGUUUGAGAAAUAUGUGACUUAACCUAUGUGCAAUGUCCAAGAUGCUUAGUUCAGCUGAGCCAAACUUGCAAAAAAUCAUAAAAUCCAGCAUUUCAACCAAGAAACUCUGCUUCCUUUUCACGAGAUGUUUAUUUAAGCAGUCUUUGAUGUCUUCAGUGCUGUUCUGGUGGUGAUUUAGUCCUGUAUUACUCGGAGUUCUAACAGAUCUGGAAAUUUACCAUGACAACUUAAUGAGACUGUAUCUAUGUGAUGAAACCUAUGAAAGUGCAAUAGACAGUUCUCUUUUCUUCCUUAAUCCUCCUCCUCUCCCAAUUUUCUUUCUUCUCCUGAAGAUGCUUGCUGGGUAUGAUUACAUAGGUGCUGGCCAUCCUCUUGCUUCCUGCAAGUGUUCUUUCUUAAGGUAUGAGCGAGUUGGGGAUUUCUGGCAAACUGUUCUUAUAGCUGAGUCUCCUCUGUCUUCAGCCAAUGUCCACACAUGCACACUUUACACCAGGGCCUGCAGGAUAGCGAUCAAGGCAUAUUUUCACCCCUUGUUAGCCCAGCAGUGCUGAGUUGCAAUGUCUUUUAUAGAUAUGGGUUAGACACUGCACUUUGUGGAAACUUUCUGCACAAUAAAUAACUCAAUUAAGAAAUAAUAGGCAUUUUUAACUGGUUCCUAGUUUUGUUUUUCCUACAUUGCACAAUAUGGAAGAUCAAUUUAUGACUUAAAAAAGGCAUCUUUUUUCCCUUGCUCAUUGUGUACCAGCCUAAAACUCCAAGUUUAAGGGAAAAUUUGAAAUUGGAGCAGCCAAUUUUUAAAAUUUCAUGUUAGUCCAAAUGAAUAUUUUAGCAGCAGCUUGUGGCUUGAUGUUUGCCUGCUCAGCCUGUAAUUAGGUCAAAUAUUGAUUAUAAUAUGUUUAAAUUCAGCAGAAAAUGAGUUCACUGAAUUUGGAUCUCGAGUAGCAAUCAAUUGUCAUAACUAAAAUAUCUGUUCAUAGAAAACUUGUACAUACAAUUACACUCAAUUUAAAAUGCCUAAUUCUGCACAAACAGAGAAUGGUACAUUGUUAUUCUGAUUCUUGUCUAAUCUCUGUUUACUGGUGGUAUGCAAUUACUUGUUUUAAACAUUCAGGAAUAUUAACACAAUUCUGUUUCAUUUAAAGUCCUAGAUUGCACCUCUUGUUUGGAAGAUGUCAAUUCACAGAUCUGUAAAAUUAAGACAAUCAUUUCUCUUGAUUUUGGAUUAAGGGACCAAGCCCUUGUAACAGUUUCUGUCAUUACCAGUGCAAUACUUUCUUUAUCAAAGACCAGCAAGGAAGAGGUGCACUUUCAUCCAGUGACUUAUUAAAAUUUGACAAAGCCAUUGUUGUGUAUAAUGCUAGUAACCAUUGUUUUGCUAAUGUUGUAAAUAAGUCGGGUUGAUGUAGUUUUUCUUCUGUAAUUCUACAGUUGUACAGUGAGUGGUUAAUUUUAAAUGCUAUUUUAUUGAACUAGUUAGAUUGUCAGACUUAACCUGUUAGCAAAUAAAUUUUUAUUUACAUUUGAGGAUUGGAUGUGCCUUUAAUCCUGUUUUCAUUUAAUAAUUGUACUUCAUUGUAUUUAAAGAACUUUCCAUCCCAAAAUAUCUAUAGCAGUGGCUAGUCAUUCACAAGCACACUUUAUUGUUGAAAUAUCCAAUACAUUAAUCAUUUUACAAGAUACAAGUUGGCCUAAUGAAAUUAUGUACCUUAUUUUCUAACAAAGAUUUUGUUAAGCCAUUUUCUGUUUACAUCUUUGAUCUGUUGCACUAGUUUCUGCCAAUCACAGAGCCGAAAUGCAUUUGCAGAGUGGAAAUUAAUGGCACUUUUAAAUAAGCACAUUGCAGAAUAUCAUUCUUUGCAAAAACAAGUUUAGGGAAUGGAUCAUGCUGAGAUUGGCUACAACAUCCAUUCUCAGUGCACUAACUGGCGUAAUACUGGACUUCUUUAUUCAAAACUUGGCCACUGAGACUUGAAUUGUUGCUGAUGCUCAUCAGAAAAUCAUCAGUGGCCCAUACACGUGCAAAGGAAUUGGGACAAUCGGUCAGUUGUGGAGUGAGGAAGAGUUUUAGAUGAUAUGACUGAACUGCAACAGUUGGAAUGAUGCUUGAACAAUAUUUUGCGCUGAGUGCAUCCUUCCCUAUUUCUUUCUGAAGCUUUUUAAAUUACUGAAAUCCUGGAAUUGGAGACAUUUAGAGGCAUUAUGGAAGUAAGAAUUGUAGACCCUUUGCAAUGUAACUAUCUUGUGCCCAAUAAAGUAUUUCGUCAAUCAUGAA